Messenger RNA from Schistocerca gregaria, 2823 nucleotides. RefSeq names its product transcription factor IIIB 90 kDa subunit (gene Brf). The coding region runs from base 538 to 2565 and encodes 675 amino acids. Lineage: Eukaryota; Metazoa; Arthropoda; Insecta; Orthoptera; Acrididae. Gene Ontology annotation, molecular function: RNA polymerase III type 3 promoter sequence-specific DNA binding; TBP-class protein binding; RNA polymerase III general transcription initiation factor activity. Gene Ontology annotation, cellular component: transcription factor TFIIIB complex; nucleus; transcription preinitiation complex. Gene Ontology annotation, biological process: DNA-templated transcription initiation; transcription preinitiation complex assembly; transcription by RNA polymerase III. The transcript has 15 exons. The record is from RefSeq and is a predicted model, not a curated record.
UGAAAAAGUGUAUGUGGCUGGGAAGCGGAACUGUGAAUAGCGCAUAACCUUAAAGAAAUUCAUUAAACAUGUUACAAAAAUGCUUCAGAGCCUCCUAGUAAUUUUCCUUAUAGUAAAGAAUCUCAAUGAUACUAUCAGGGAUGGUAGCAACUGUACGGGAUGAUAAUAUAUGGUUUAAACAAGUAUCUUACCUAGAAAAGGAUGGAAUGUGUACGCUUUUUUGAAACCUAACUGUCACCCACAACGUUUUAUGUAUAGUCAUACAUAAAGAUGAAGUGCCAGUAGAGUGCUAUUUACUUUAGUCCAUACUUUGUAAAAGGAGAAUAGCGGACUGUUGUCUGUCCGUUCCAGACAUAGUUGUUCAGAAAAAUAAAUGAACAGUUAUCAUACAACACUUUCUCAGCUGACGUAAAUUGAGCUGAAGUGUUUUCUUUUUAAUUUAUUCGUCAACAACACGCCUUUUCGCUCCAACAAGGAAGUGGUCAUAAGCAGUAGGAGCACACUAUCUGUUGUUCAGAAAAACGGACAACAUUCAGUAUGUCGAGCAACAAGUGCAAAAAUUGUGGUGGUACAGACAUAGAUGUCGACCCAGCCCGUGGUGAUGCUGUGUGCACCAGCUGUGGUUCUGUGCUGGAGCAUAGUAUAAUUGUGUCAGAAAUACAGUUUGAAGAUAAUGCACAAGGAGGAAGAGGGACAAUAGGGCAGUUCGUGUCAUCUGAUUCAAAAGGUGGAGCCAGAAACUUUGGAGGGGCUUUUCAUGCUGGCUUCGGGAAGGAAUCAAGAGAGAUCACACUACGCAAUGCUAAGCGAGCUGUUACUAACCUAGCCCAGCAGCUAAGGUUAAACCAGCACUGCAUUGACACAGCAUACAAUUUUUACAAGAUGGCACUGACAAGGCAGUUAACAAAAGGAAGAAAAAAUACUCAUGUUGUAGCAGCCUGUGUUUACAUGACUUGCAGAGUUGAAGGAACAGCACAUAUGUUGAUUGAUUUCAGUGAUGUGCUUCAAAUUUGUGUGUAUGAACUGGGACGCACAUACCUCCGAUUAUCACAAGCUUUGUGUAUCAACAUUCCAUCAAUGGGUAAAGCAGGUGACGGCGUUAGUUUCAUCGGCAGGUUACUGGGAAAAUGCAGUCAGUCUACAAAGAAGAUUGUUAACCCAAUGCACCCCUGUUUAUACAUUCUAAGAUUUGCAAAUAGACUAGAAUUUGGAGAUAAGACUCAUGAAGUUUCCAUGACUGCAUUGCGUCUAGUGCAGCGAAUGAAACGAGACAGCAUCCAUACUGGAAGAAGACCUUCUGGCCUAUGUGGUGCAGCUUUGUUGAUUGCUGCCCGACUACAUGAGUUCAGUCGCACAGUCUCUGAUAUAAUUAAAAUAGUAAAAGUUCAUGAAUCAACAUUGAAAAAAAGACUAAUAGAGUUCGGUGAAACACCUUCAAGUGCGCUGACUCUUGAAGAAUUUAUGACAAUUGAUUUAGAAGAGGAACAAGAUCCACCAUCGUUUAAGGCAGCUCGGAAGAAAGAUAAAGAAAGAUUAAAGAUGUUGGAGGAAGAGGGUGUAGAAAAAGACUUUACAGAACUGCAGCGGGAGAUUGAAAAACUUCUUGAUGAAAGAAAUAACAAGAAGCGGAAAAGAAAAGUUAUAAUAGAUGCAGGUCCAAAUUCUGAUAAUGAAUGUGAAGAAGCUGAAAAUUUUAUUGUGGAAUCAACACUGGGAACAAUUGAGGGCUGUAUUACAGAUGAUGUCAACUGCUCAUCCAAUAGCAGCAAUGUUGUAGGAUUAGGACCAGACAUUGCCAGCAUGGGCUUAACAGGAUCUGUUGAUGAUCAUACACAGAAAGAGGCAGAAGAGGAAAAUGCUGAGUUAGAUCUCGAUGGAAUAGAUGAUGCUGAAAUCGACUCGUAUAUUAUGUCAGAAAAAGAAACUAAGUAUAAAGAUGAUCUCUGGAUGAAAAUUAAUGCUGCUUAUCUCGAGAAACAGAAAGAAAAAGCUGAAAAGUUGGCAAAGGAAAAAGAAGAAGGGAAGCCAGAAAAGAAGAAAAGAAGAUGCGGAAAUAGGAAAAUUAGAAUCCCACCUUCAAGUUCUGCAGGAGAAGCAAUUGAGAAAAUGCUGCAAGAGAAAAAAAUAUCAUUAAAAAUUAAUUAUGACGUCUUAAAAAGCCUAAAUGCAAAAGAUGAAGGACAGCCUGAGAAGACGUCUGAAUCAACAACAGCUGGCUCAGCCAGCUCAUCGCAGCUAGUAAAAUCUUUGCCUGCAAGGGAACUCACGAGUAAUAAAACACUCCAUACUAAAGUUGUUGAGAAAACAAAUGAGUUUCCAGUUGAAGUAAUUGAGGAUAAAGAUGAAGAUGUGACACCGGUUCCAGGUAGUGCAGAACAAUCAUCAACUACACUACCGACAACAGACACAGUUGAUGUCCAGGAUAUUGAAAUGGAUGAAGCGGAAGAUUUUGAAGAUGAACCUGAGCCUGAACCUGAGAAUAGUGAAAUAUCUUUGGCACAGAUGCUCAACCAUCAUAGGGAUGAUGAUGAAUAUUAUGGAGCUGAUGAUUAUGAUGAAUACUGAGUGCAUGACAGUCUGUGAACCUGUCCUACAUGUUCAUCAAAAGGAGAUUGCAUGUCAUGGAUUUAAGGUAUUAAAAAGACAUAUGAAGAAAAUAAUGUAUAAAUAUGCUCAUUCCAAAAUAUUUUAUUUGUAUCAUUUUUUAUUUAUUUCAUAUGCCAUAUAUGCACUGAAAUACGAAUCAUGUUUUGUAAUACUUUGAUAAUUCACUCCACUGUGAAGCAAUGGAAUAAUGAAGAAUAAUUAUUUUUCAACAACAAA